This is a messenger RNA of Helianthus annuus (common sunflower), 853 nucleotides long. RefSeq lists its product as uncharacterized. The coding region runs from base 426 to 686 and encodes 86 amino acids. The transcript has a single exon. Lineage: Eukaryota; Viridiplantae; Streptophyta; Magnoliopsida; Asterales; Asteraceae. The record is from RefSeq and is a predicted model, not a curated record.
CAUGAACCAGAAAAGCAACAUGAUCACAAGAUUCAUACAAAUAUUAUUACAGUAAAAUAUUAUGUACUCCUUGUAAAAACAAGGGAAAAUGAAAAUCUACAAAUAGUGAUUGGAAAUUGGAAUUACAACAAAAAUAGAAUAAAAAGACAAUUAUUUUGUUACCACUCCACCAAUGAUUCUCACUCCAUUCACAACCAAACAAAAGAAGUACCUUAAACCACCCUCAUAUCUUCUUUGAAAUGUCUGAAAUACCCUCAAACCAAUGAACACCACCACUACCACCUUAGAUAACAAAGUAACAUACAAAGCACCCUCAAAUAAGUAAGUGAAAUGACCAAAAUGCCCCUAAAGAAACAACCAUCUUCAUUGAAGUAGCAGAAUUCCAAGAAACUGAUGAGGACAUAGGGAGUGAGCCAGAUGGUGAAAUGGCCAUGGUGUUGGGCCCAAAAGAUGAUAUGUCAUCUGGGUUAGGUGGGCUUGGGCUAGAAGGAAUGGUGGGAAGUGAGGAUUCAGUAGGUGAAAGUUCACCUCCACUAGGUGAAGGAAACAAAGGAGUAAUGUCAGGAGAUAAAGCAGGAGAAGGAGAAGACAAAGGUGGUGAUGAAGAUGAAGAUGAAGGUGAUGAUGGUAGUAAUGCAGGUGCUGCAGAGAUAGCAUUUGCUUCCAUUUGUGCAAAUGAUAAUUGAGAAGAAGAUAAAAGGCAUAAAGCCAUAAGUAUGAGAAGGGUUGAUUGUGCCAUUAAAUGAUGAGUAAAUCAAGAAAGUGUUCAAGAAAGUGUAAUCAAUGUCAAUGUGCUUUUGUGUAGAGAAAGAAAGAAUGUAGAGAGUGAAGGGUGAUGAGAGAGAGGUUAUGA